Somion occarium is the source of this 2549-nucleotide messenger RNA. The record is from the annotation of a GenBank genome assembly. NCBI's taxonomy places the organism in Eukaryota, Fungi, Basidiomycota, Agaricomycetes, Polyporales, Cerrenaceae.
CAGUGGUGACAAGCUCGGGCUCUGCUGAGCUGUCAGCCACGACAGCAGGGGUAUCGUCUUUGUCUAGGUGUAUACCGUUGAACUUGGGGGCUUCCUGCGAUGCCACCUCGGUAAUAUUCUCCGUAUCCGCUUCAGCGCUCUGCGAGGUAGCCUUCUCCGCAGCUACUUCCGGAACAUCCUUCUCCUCGCUGGGCUCCUUCUGCGCCUUAAGUUCAGGCGACUCUGGAAGAGGGACAGAAGCGGCAGCUUCUGCAGGAACUUCUGGGGUAUCCUUCUUAUCAUCAAUUUCCACUUCCCGCACCCCCUCAGUGACCUCCUUCACACCUUCGCCAUCCUUCGACGGCGACUCCUCUCUUUGAGGACUGGAUGAGGGACCUUCCUCGACAUCCGCAGAAUCGGUGCGGUUUCGCUUGAACACAGCACGCUCAUCAGACUCAUCAGGCUCUAUGGAACUAUUCCGACGUUUGCGCCCAAUGACUGGGGCCGUGGACGUAGCUGGAAUUGAGGUAAUCUUCAGUUAACGCACAACUACUAUAUAUUAGAGCAUACCAUCCUCGCUCCAUGGUCUGUCUGGCCGGGGGAAGAACGAACUGGAUAUACGACGGAUGAGCUUGUACAUGGUGGUGAGCGUGUACGGGGGGUGCUGUCAAUUAGAGCGCGACGCGACCGAGCAAGAGAUUCAGUUUGAUCGUGUUUGGCUAUCCUCAAGCUACAAUGUGAUCACUUUCAAACUCCGAGGUCCUUGCUCACUUCCCCCAACGACUUAUAAGCAGAGGUAAAAUGUCGCGAAAAUACCAUAAUAAUACCAAGAAAUUCUUCAUUAGCGGAACUUUUUCGGGUAUAGGUAGAUAAGAUAACGAUUCACCGAUCGAGGUCAAGAUCACCAUCGAUGACUCUGAAAAUGCAAAACUCGAAGUCAGUUCAAUAAAAGUACCAGCUUCUCUGCCAGCUAUAGAUCUUUGACUCAUACCCUCAUCAUCGUACAGCUGGCACAAAACGCGACACAAACAUGACGCUAGAUGUACUCCAAUUUAUAGACAACAAAGGCGGGAAUGCGGAGGAGAUUCGAGAGUCUCAGAGGAAGAGAGGCUUGUCGGUCGAGUUGGUGGAUGAGGUGAUUCAAAUGUACACGGACUGGGUUAAGAUGGACUUUGAGGCUAGUACCUUGAGCAAACAAGUGAAUGCCGUGCAGAAACAAAUUGCUGCAAAGAAGAAGGCGAAAGAGAAUGCAGACGAGCUUGUAGCAAAGAAGAAAGAAAUUGAUGCACAAGUUGCUGCCAAGCGAGCAGAAUCGAAGGAACUCGAAGCGAAAAUGAGGCAGAAGGCCUCGACUGUUGGCAAUCUCGUUGGAAAGAACGUUCCCGUCAGCUUGACUGAGGACGACAAUGUCACUGUCCGAACAUGGCAUCCUGAAGGCGAUAGCAUUGUCGUCGAGAAAAGGACAGAUAUCCUACCCCACCAUGAAGCUCUCCUCAGGUUAGACGCGAUGGAUCUUGAACGAGGUGCAAAGAACGCUGGUCACCGAGGAUACUAUCUUACCAACGAUGGUCUCGAUCUCAACCAAGCCUUGAUCAGUUAUGGCCUUGACUUCCUCAGAAAACGAGGGUUCAAGAAGAUCCAGCCACCAUUCAUGAUGAACAAGGACGUUAUGGCCAAGACUGCACAAUUGGAUCAGUUUGAUGAGGAACUCUACAAGGUCUUCGCAGAUGACGAUGAAAAAUACCUUAUCGCCACCUCCGAACAACCCAUCUCUGCAUACCAUUCUGACGAAUGGUUCGACUCGCCCGAGACCCAACUGCCCAUCCAAUAUGCUGGCUUCUCCACUUGUUUCCGUAAGGAGGCUGGUUCCGCAGGUCGUGACAUGUGGGGAAUCUUCCGAGUACAUCAAUUCGAAAAAGUCGAGCAAUUUUGCCUUACGGAGCCAGAGAAGAGCUGGGAAAUGUUCGAUACGAUGAUUGGCAACAGCGAGGAAUUUUAUAAAACUUUAGGGUUGCCGUAUCGUGUUGUGGCAAUCGUCUCGGGUGCACUGAAUUUGGCGGCCAGUCAGAAGUACGAUCUGGAAGCUUGGUUCCCCUUCCAGGGCGCAUAUAAGGAGUUGGUGUCUUGUUCUAAUUGCACGGAUUACCAGAGCCGAAGACUAGAGGUCCGAUGUGGUCUCAAGACCAAAGAACAGACUCGCAAAGUCUACGUCCAUAUGCUCAACGGCACGCUUUGCGCUACCAGCCGUGCGAUGUGUUGUAUCGCUGAGAACUAUCAAACGCCAGAGGGUCUCAUCAUUCCCGAAGUCCUCAGACCAUACAUGGGCGGGCGUGAUUUCUUGCCGUGGGUCAAGGAAUUGCCCAAGAACUUCCAACGAAAACAAGCGUAAGCUUUUGGACAGAUGUGUUUGGUGUCUAGAAGUCGUACUAGAUUGUAUCAUGGGUGUAUUCUUUCACUAUGUAUUUACAUGAUAUCGAACCUGGCAAUGCAGUGUGUGUAAUUAUCGCAUAGAGAUUGGCGCAAACCCGAUCACAGUGAAAUUGGCUAAUCGACUACUCGUCUUUCUUAUU